UGAUUGAGCGGAGUAUGUUUAUAUUUCUUGGUAAAUUAUAUGAUAAAGUAAUUGAAAUUUGUAUGAAAUUCUGAAUGAGAGAAGUAAAUGACAUUUUUAUGUUGUCAACAGACAACGUUACGGACACAGUAUCAACAAAAAUGGUGUCGCUAUCAGAUAUACUGCCACCGGUCAGUGCACCCAUAUGGGACCGUGAAAGCGAGGACCGAAGGCGACGUAAUCAGCAAGCACAGUUGCAGCAGCAGGCUUUGGUUACAGCAUCUCGAGCAGCUCCUCCCUAUGGCCAUAGGAAAGGAUGGAUACCACGAUCUCAAGAGGAUUUUGGCGAUGGAGGGGCAUUUCCAGAAUGCCAAGUUGCUCAGUACCCAUUAGGGAUGGGUAAAGGGGGAGCCAGUGGAGGUGGGAGUGGAGGGUCAACAUCUAAUGCCUUAGCUGUGCAGUUGGAUGAAAAAGGAAAAGUGAAGUAUGACGUCUUAGCUCGGCAGGGACAUGGAAAAGAUAAGAUUGUUUACUCAAAGUUAACAGACCUUUUACCAUCUGCCAUUACAUCAGAAGAUGAUCCAGAGCUACAGAGACCUACUUUAGAAGAAAUAGAAGAUACAACAGAGAAAACAAGACAAGCUUUAGAAAAGCUUACCCAGGGUAAAAUUUCUUCAGCCAUGCCUGUAAGAUGUGCUGAAAAACAAGCUCCAGCACAGUAUAUUCGUUACACACCUUCUCAACAAGGAGUUUCUUUCAACUCUGGGGCAACACAGAGGGUCAUCAGAAUGGUUGAACAGCCAAAGGAUCCCAUGGAACCUCCAAAAUUCAAAAUUAAUAAGAAAGUGCCCCGUGGCCCACCAUCUCCACCAGCUCCUGUUAUGCAUUCGCCGACCAGAAAGGUCACAGUCAAAGAGCAACAAGAGUGGAGAAUCCCACCUUGUGUUAGUAAUUGGAAAAAUGCCAAGGGUUAUACAAUUCCUCUAGAUAAACGUCUGGCUGCUGAUGGUAGAGGUCUACAAUCUGUUCAUAUUAAUGAAAAAUUUGCAAAGCUGUCUGAAGCCCUGUAUAUUGCUGAUAGAAAAGCCAGAGAACAGGUGGAAAUGAGAGCUCAGCUAGAAAAGAAGAUGGCACAGAAGGAAAAAGUUAGGAAGGAGGAAUCCCUCAAGGUACUUGCUAAGAAAGCAAGAGAAGAACAUGCAGGAUUGCGACCAGCAACAGCAGGAGCAGAUGAGGCUGAAAAAGAGAGAGAAAAAUUACGCCUCGAUCGAGCAAGGGACCGUAAGCGUGAGAAUGCUAUUGCAAAUUCUUCAGCAGAAAGACGUGGCAAAUUGGCCAACCGUGAGCGUGAUGUCACAGAACAGAUUGCUCUUGGCUUGCCUCAGAAAACAGCUGGUGGUGGAGAGGCCCAGUUUGAUCAGAGGUUAUUCAAUCAGUCCCGUGGGAUGGAUUCUGGAUUUGGAGAUGAUGAAGCUUAUAAUGUAUAUGACAGGCCUUGGCAACAGGGUAGCAACAUUAGCUCCAACAUUUAUAGACCAACAAGGAAUGCUGAAAGUGAAUAUGCUGCUGAUCUUGACCAGCUUUUAUCCACUGCUCGUUUUGUACCAGACAGAGGUUUUUCAGGAGCAGACACAGGUGCAAGUCGCUCUGGUCCAGUAGAGUUCCAACGAUCAGGUGUUGGUGAUGAGAAAGAUGAUGAUGACUUGUUUGGUGUCAUUGGACUUCUGUCAGAAGCUAAGAAAGCGACCAAGAGAAAUCCAGAUGGAGAUGAUCGUGGAAGAGAUGACAGAGAUAAAAGAAGGAAAAGAGAUUGAGGAUUUUCCAGAUUUAAGAUUUGUAUAGGGUUGAUUGAUAUUAAGUUUUUGUAAACAAUAAAGUUUAUUUUCUAGGAGUAGCCAUUUUAACACAUAGGACCAUUCCUUUUUUUGUUUUCUACAGAAAUGACCAGCCUACUUUUGGGAGAGUGAUAGAUGUUAUUCCGUUAUGAAGUGAGUUUUCAGAUCUGGAUAGAGUGUAGGCAAGUCUUGUAAGACAUACAUAAGGGAAGAGGUUUAUUAUGUGUUAUUAGCAGGGUGUAUUUCUUAAAAAUCUGGAAUGGCAGUUGAAUAACCCAAAGCUUGGAAAAUGGUACUCCUGUCCUAAUAUAUCACACCAGUGUAAAAGUUGUCUGUGAAAGGACAAUCUUAUUGAAUAGCAUGUACAUUUGAUUGAUAUAGGAAGGCUAGCCGGAAGGUUAGCGGCCAAGUAAACAGCUUGAAAUAGUUGGAACAUGGAGAACCUAUUUGUUAAAAGCUGUUAGAUAAAGGAAUCAAGAAGUUAGGGUAGUGCUGUAAAGGUGCCAAUAAAUUUCAUCUUAUCUCUUUGGUAGAAACUCGAGAAAUUGACUUGGACUUUUCAAUUGUAGAGCUUAGCCAUUUUAAGGUUGAUGGAUUUUGAUUGUGAUUGAAUCAGUAUGUUUUACCAUCUGGUUUGUUUAAUGAUCAUAAAUUCAUCAACAGUUGCUUUGAUGGUAUAUUCCAAUGAACAUUUAUGUCCAGAUCUGAUUCCAAAGUAAGGGAAGCACUAAAAUUUGAAAAUUAAUAGGAACUAUUAUUUGAAUUUCUUUAUAUUUUUUAUUUUACCAGAGAAAUCAGUGGAAAACCUUACAAACUAACAGUUCCAGCCUCAUGGUAGAUUUUUCCCUUCAUGGCAUGUGCCCAAACAACCUUAGGCUUUGCAAUAUCAGUUUGUUUCAUCCUCUAGACAGUGUAUAUCUCAACAACUUUGUACGUAUAAUAUCUCGAUUCAUGUCUGGUAUAAAUCUUAGCAUUCAUAGUUACACCUGUUCAGAAUCACCAGUUUGUUUGUUUGUGGUGGUUUUUUUUUUUUUGUUUGUUUGUUUGUUUGUAGGUGCUCAUUUUUCUGUUCAGUGAUUGAAGAAGCUUGUUUACUAAUACUGUACUUUCAAAUGUCUCCAGGUUGUUGAUCUUUAUUUUCAUUUGUCAUGAUGCCUCUCAGUACCCUCUUCAUAGUAGUACGUAUAGUGUUCUUCCAAGGCAAUCUAGUCAUAACAAUACUUCUAUGAUCAUUUCUGUCAUUAAGGCAAAAUUGGGUGCGUUGGUGUUAACCAUCAUUAUCAUCCUUUCUUUCGUACUUUCUCCAGUGCUUUAAUUACAUGCUUCUCUAUCAUAUUUUUCAUGGAUCUUUUCCACCUAUUUCUCAAAGGCGUAUCCGAAUCCUAACCCCUUUGGAUAUUACGUUGGUCACUUUACCCUGUCAGCAUAAUCCAGUUCAUAUUUAUUUUCUUUGUUUAGAACAUUUUUGUAGAAAUGCCUCUAUUUUCCUCUCUUCUACUUGAAUUUUUCUCAUUUUAUCUUUAUAUUCUUUGUCUUUUUAUAUCUUUUCUGUUUCAUCAGCCACUUUGAUAUCGCAUUUGCAAUCUUCCUUCUGUGUUGAGAUCAUGAUUUGUUACAUUUUUAUUUUUCUCCUCAUCACCUACCUGCUAGACCCUUCUUUUCUCAUUAUAUUCUUGUGCUCUUCCUUGCCGACCUCUGCCUAUAUUGAAUGCCAUUUGCACAUUUUCUCUUUCUCUUUCUAGUCUUCUCUUAUUCUAGUUACAUUAGUUCAGUGUAUUGCAGCUUGUUUUAUUUAAGCAUGGUGUAACAGUGAAAUAAUAUUCUUCCUUUUUACAUUGUAAAUUUUGCUGUAAUAAAAUCAUGUUUUCAAGUUUUGUCUGGGCUUCUUGGACUUUAUUUAUCAUAUCUAAGCCUUGGCAAAACUCCUAUAUUUAUUUCAUGGUUUCUCAUUCUACUCUGUUUUCUACUGUUUAAUAUUUAGAUGUGUCCAUUUUAAGUUUCUUCCAAAUUCAUCCUGACUGUCACGCCAAUCACUGUAUCUGUUAACUUCUUUGCUUACCAUAUUCAUUAUCCUGUCAUUUAUUCACCUAACUAAUGUCACAUUUUCAACUAUUUAGUAUUCUAUGCUUGCUUCAUUUUGUCUUGCCCCACCUACACUCACCAGAAGUCCACAUGUUCACAAUUCUUCUUCUAAGCAUUUCUACAGCCUUUGCAUUCAUUCCUGCUAUUAUUCCAUCUUAAAUUGUCCUAAUGUUAUACCCUGUAAUUGUGCCAACAAAAGCACCUUGCAAACAAUAAGGUGGUUAUUGACAUCUUGAACUGAGUAUUUAUACAGAUGUGUAAAAUGGUUACUUUAUAUACACUGUACUGGAAAUGUAAAUGGAAAUAUUGUACAUAUUACUGCAAUUUGUCUAGUUCUACAUUUCUAGAUCAGGAUUAUGAAAAGGGUUUAAUUUCACGAUAUAUUAUUCUAUCCCAGUGGUAGUGAAAUUUAUCCAGAUGUUCUUGUGUCCAAAGUUCAUACAUUUCCACAAGUGUGGAACUUGUUUGUUUAAAGUAAAAUCCCAUACUCAUCAAUAACUUUUAUUGUGUUUUUAAUUAUGGGGCCAAGAGGGAUUUGGCUGGUAGUUGGAAGAGAUUAUGUAUCAGUUCAGAUUUUGAAAAAUUAAUUUCAAAUUUAAUAGCCAGUUGAAUUUAAAAUACUAUGCUUCAAAUGUUUCCAGAUUGUCAGGGAUUUUGAUAUGUUAGUUCCAGAGCAUGUACUGUAAUUUUUGUUUUCAUUAUGUUUGUUUUUGGUUUAUUGUUAAUUCUGCCUAUAAUGUGAGCGUCAAGCUUGAACGUAUAUAGUUGGUCAUUUCAGUAACUAAUGCAAGAUAAUUGUAGCUGUGUAAGACAGUUAUUGGAAUUCAAAUAGGAUUAUUCCUUGCUUCUGUAAAAGAGAAAGUUUUUCAAAAAAUUUUAUAUUUUAUUUUCACAGGACUUGUUUUGUGAAUCUAGAUGUAUCUGCCAUCUUUGCCAGUAAUAUUUUAUUCAUUUAUAAAAUGAUUAUUGGGGUCUUUUAGAAGUCCAUGGUUUUUUAAGUGUGUCAUGUCAGUGAACAGGUCCCUUAUCCACAAUUAUUUGAAGGUGGAUGCUUUUUAAGUAUAGAGUACCUGUCCUUUUUAUUAAUUUUAUGUACUUGGGCUGGACAGAUUGGUAUAUUAUGAUUAUUAUUAUUAUUAAAAAUUUUCAUGCAUCUUGACCAGACUGCAUAGUUAAAAUACAUUACUCAAAUGGACGGUCGUUAAAGUUACCUUUCCAUUAUUUGGUAAAAUCAGGUAAUUAAGUAUAUCUUCCCCAAUUACACAAAUAUUAUCUUUAGGUUACUGUAGUGGCAGUAAUCUCCACUAUCUGUGAGAUCAAAAUCAUGAAGUCAUGUCAGUAGAAAGUACAAGGAAGAGGAGUCUCCUUGUUGUUGAAGGCAAUUAGUAGUGGUGGUUGAAUCUGUUCAGCUUUUCAUAAAGAUCUAACAGCAGGCUACAUUGCUUUUACUGUCAUCGGUAUUACACUUGUCAUCGUCUCCACAGCUUACCCAAAAAUGUGGAAAUUUCAAAUUAUUAAAGUGAAAGAAGAAGAACAGCAAUAAUUUUAAUUAACCUCUUAGAAUUAUAUGAUUUUAUAUCCCAUCUGAAGGUAAUGGUACUUUAUGUUGUAAUGUAUUAAGAAUCCCCUGUAUUUUAAAAAUUGUGUAUUCCCUGUGUUGGUAGGUACAGCCAAUUCAGACUGUAUUACAUUAGGGUACUUGAAAUGUUUUGUAAUUAUUUCAUAAAUUGCACAACAACUGUGUUAUUUGGUAAAUCUUUAGUUGUUUCUUAUUAUUAUUGACUGAAUUUUUUGUGAAACAUAUUCAUGCAUUUUUGUCCUUGUAAAUGUUUUUGCUGUACAAGUAUUGUUCAACAUUGUGUAUUUUUAAAUACUUGUCUCUUGUUAGAACCCCUAUAAAAAUCUUGGUGAAUAGUUUGUGAGCAAAAUUUGAAUGCUGAUGAUGCCAAACAUGAACCAGGUGUAAUAUAAGGAGUAUCCUGAGAAGGAAAUUUAACCUAAAAAAAGGCUGUUAAGAUCUUAGUGUUCUCCCAGGAAUGCAGCCUGUAUGAAAGGAAGAAUAUUUUAUUGCGAUUUUUUUUUUCAUUCUUACACUGCUUGUGAGUUAACGUUACAUUGUUUGGGAGGUUAGCAUAGACAUUAGUACAAAUAAUUUGAAACAAUGCAAUUUCGCAUCUGCGUCUAGAGAUAUACAUGAAAGGUCAGAGUUUAAAGAACCUUGUGAGGUACAUGGAGGAGCAAAAAGUAACUAAAAUGUUUUAAGUCAUGUGAACUGAAGAUUCUUAGGCGGGGUAUUCAUGCAUAGGUUUACCUGUCAGAGUCCCUGUCAGUUCAGUUCAACGAAACUGACGUUAAAACAUACGUGUGGGUGACAGUUUGUGGGUGGAGUCAGUCCACUCACCAAAACUGAUGAACUGGUGGAAUUGCCUAAAGUUCUUUGGACGGACUGACAGGUGAUCGCACGUGUGGACGAGUAACCAACGAUUUUAUGACUGUUUGCUGCUGGAUUUCGCCUGGGAAGGAUCUCAGUCACUCCGACCAGAAUAUUAAUAAACCAUGUAUAGGCCUAAUUAAUUUCAUUGUUAGACUCUGUAGUGCUAUUUGUAGACCUUUGUGAGUCCAAAUCAUAUAAUAAAUAAAAACCAUUUCCGUGUGAUAAAUACUACAAUUUGGUAUAGGCCUAGGCCAGUGUCCUACCUUUUUACGAAAAGUGUUGGUAGUGAAAGCAGGCUUCACUUACGUUUCAUAUAUACUAGACCAACCCCCAGGUCGAGCUCAGUGGCUUGGUUGGUAUGGUGUUGGUGUGCCACCUUGGUGGCCGUGAGUUCGAUUCUCGAGCAUUCCAGUGAGGAGUGAGAGAUGUGUAUUUCUGGUGAUAGAAGUUCACUCAACGUGUUCGGAAGUCACGUAAAGCUGUUGGUCCCGUUGCUGAAUAACCACUGGUUUCAUGCAAUGUAAAAACACCAUACAAACAAACAACCCUCAGUUCUAAUUUAACCUUAUUCAUCAAUAAUUCUAUGAGAAUAGACACUUUAAAAAUUAAUAUUUAGACAGUACUCUGUUACGCCUUUUUGCUUCUCCUGUUUUUAAGUGAAUUGGCGCAGCAGCUAGUCGAUGUAGCUCCAACUCAUUAUCAGCCAGCGGAGUUUCCAUCUCUGCCAUAUAGUGUUGCCACGACAAAGGCUAGACGAGAAUUGAGGGAAAUGACCUUGAGUCCACGGUUGACUGCCCUAUUGACAGUUCUACUGUGUGUGGACACACUUCCGUCGAACGGUUGUGGGUAGACUGACAGGUAAACCUGUGUGUGAAUACCCGGCCUUGGAUGGCAAAUGCCUGUUUGAAAGUAAAGGAAAAAUGCUAAUGAUUACCGAAUUGCAAAUAUUUCGUACUGAUCACUGAGCAAAUGAAAGUUGCCUUAUUAAAAAAAUGAGAAGUUUUCCAUCAUUUUAUUACACUUAUCUUGUAAACUGUCAUUUGUGCCUGAAGUGUUUUCUUCCAUUUAUUUCUAUCCUAACUGCUGUAAUGUAUUUGAUAGGAAGAGCAAGGUGAAUAUCUAUUUAGAAGUACGUGUGAAGAUAGUAUUUAUCUUCAAUUUUUAUUAUUAAAUAUUAAUUAGAGGGGAGAAAGAAGUGGAUCAUCAUUUGUAUAGUGUGCAUUGUAAGAAUGUCUGAGUUGCAAUAAAUCUUAUUUGUAUAA
Molecule: messenger RNA, 7592 nt
Organism: Macrobrachium nipponense
Lineage: Eukaryota; Metazoa; Arthropoda; Malacostraca; Decapoda; Palaemonidae
Gene: Bx42
Product: puff-specific protein Bx42-like
Exons: 9
Coding region: 75-1793 (572 amino acids)
Biological process (GO): mRNA splicing, via spliceosome
Cellular component (GO): spliceosomal complex
Source: RefSeq, a predicted model, not a curated record